Molecule: messenger RNA, 19793 nt
Organism: Lymnaea stagnalis (great pond snail)
Lineage: Eukaryota; Metazoa; Mollusca; Gastropoda; Lymnaeidae
Source: the annotation of a GenBank genome assembly
CUCUGGUCCUCCCACCUGUUUACGUCAUCGUCUAUGGCAGUUGUGAUUCACGGCUGUCUUAUAAGGGAAGUGUGACGUAAACUUGGUCUCCAACGUCACUGCGGCCGACUUCCGGGCGAUUUGUGACUACAUGGAGGAUCUCCUCAGCCCAGCACCGCAUUCAAAAUUUAAAUGUCCCAAGAUCUGGCGGUAAUUUUCUCACUGGUGGUGGAUGGAGUAAACGAGCGACGUAGAAUACCAGUUGGUAUUGAAGAUUGGUAUCGGUGAGUUACCAAGUUGCCUUACACGAUGUUAAAAUGUGAGUACUUCAAUAGGAAUUUUAAGGAAAAUUAACAUUUUAAGUUACAGCGAAAAUGAAUGUUAUCGAUAUACAAUUUUUUUUUUGCAUACGACGAGAAGACACACGGUCAAAUUAUGUUACGAUUUUAAAAUGAACAAGAUCAAACACUACUCUCCGAUAGAAUUUUAUUCCUUUUUUUUUUUUAAGUCACCAAACUGAGAAAAAUUUUGGAUUUCCUUGCUUCGACCUUAGUCAUUUUUUUUAAAAAUAUGUUGACCACUGCAGAUGGUGUGUGUUAAGGGUGUGUACACUGUGUAUUGUUCACAAUGUGUACACUUCGUUUUUACUUGAAACAACCCGUUCGUCGUUCGCACGCCACAUCAAUGACUGGGACAACAGAAAAGAAUGACAUGCUAUACAUCAAAUACGACAGCACGGGGUUUUUGGUGUAGUCUUUCUUGUGGUCAAAUUUGCAACGUGGGUGUGGGCUAAAUAUGAUCGUAGGGAUCUUCUGUCAUAUAAUUUUUGCAGGGAAAUCUUGAGAGAAGACUGCCCCACGAGAUCAGCCGAAAAUAGUGCUGUUUCCAUCAUCUGAGUAAUAAUGGCUUGGAAUUUCCAUUAUCUUUAAAAACUGCUACGAUGGACAUCAGGAAAGAAUUAUGCUUUUAUUUAAGUGAUCUGGUUCUUAAUGAUGUAGUUUUAUGUUUCUUACCGAGCGAAUUUCGGCUUCGGUUUCGGCGCCGAAAGUGGCCAUUUGAUCACUUUCGGCCUAAUAUCGGUUAGGGCCGAAACUGAAAUGUUAAAUUUUGGUUUAAUUUCGGCUUCGGCCGAAACUGAAAUGUUAACUUUCGGUUUAAUUUCGGUUUCAGACGAAAGUGAUUGGGACUUUCGACCAGAGACUUUCGCAAGUGGCCGUAAGUGACUGGGUUUUUCGGUCAUCUUCCAGAGGUGAGACUGUCUGUCUCUAGGCAGACAAUCCGAUAAUCAUUAUUGCUCGACGUCUUGCUGUCAUCGUAUGUUAUAUGACUAAUACUCCGCGAAAACUGCUCGCAACACUUGCAUGAUGACCUACUUGUCCUUGGUUUCCCAAAAAAUAAAUUUGAAUUAGGCCUAGGCAAAUGUAAACAGUUUUGUGCAAGAAGAACUAGUGAAUUGAUAAUAUUUUACAUCAUUAUUUUUUGUUUUAAUUUGUUCAAAAAUAAAAUUUGGAACUCUAGGUUUAUUCAAUUCUUUCAUUUGUGAUUUUCAUUUUGAUGUAUCAUUAUCAUGCUCAUCAAUUUUGUGAAAGGCAAAGGUGGAUAAUAUUGCAUAACCCUAGGGAAAGAUAAUAUUUCUCCUAUUAUUUUUUUAUUUUUUUUUUUAAUUAAGAAACCUAGACUUUUUCAAUUUAUUUAUUUCUUGAAAUUCAUCUUUAUCAUGCUUAUAAAAAUUGUUAUUGACCAAACAAGAAGUAUGUGCAUGUAUCACUGGCUUCUAUUAUAAUUAUGUAGUAGGCCUACUCCAGACAUGUUUAUUUUUUAUGAUUUAGGCGACCAAUUUAGAUGUCUUGCGAUUCUCCGUCGAGACCCGUCAGAAGAACUAUUUUAAGAGACUCGGUUUAAAAAAAAAAUUAUUUCCCUCACCGAAGGAGGUGAGGGAAGUCGGUCACCGAACGCAAUAAUUACGUCACCAGCACGAUAAGACUAAUGUGUUGGUACUAGGCUAAAUAAGAACACAGGCAUAUCUUGCAAGCUAUUUAGCAAAACACAAAGCAUGAGUAUGACGAAAACCGCGAAACAUUGUUGUGAUAUUUCUAUAACCUUAAUAAUUGAUAUUUAGGUGACAAUUGACUUUAUUAGAGCCACAAUAAUUAUUAUAGGUCUAUGUUCUAGAUUUUAAUUAUUUUAUAAAGGAAAAGAUUUUAAAUAUUUUAAAAAAGAAAAAAGCACUCAAGUGUUUUUUUUGCAUGAAAUUCCCCCCCCCCCCCGUGCAAAUUUUCUCUUAUCAUACUACUUAAAAAACAUUUUUAAGAAAUUUAAAUUACUUUUAAAAUAAAACAGUAAAAGCCAAAGUAUUCAUUACGUGUUUAUUUAUUAAUAUUCACGAUGAUCUCAUUUGUUAAAAAAAAUAAUGUAAAUAUUGAUACUUCCCCCCAUCAUUUUUUUUAUGUAUGUAGAAUGUAUGCGUGGACGAAUUUCAAAAUACCUAAAUAUAUCAGUUUCGGCUUCGGUUUCGGCCGAAACCAAAAAUUUAAAGUGCUUUUUAUUUUCGGCUUCGGUCGAAACAGAAAUGUUAACUUUCGGUUUAAUGUCGGUUUCGACCGAAAGUCAUUUUUAAAUUUCGGCCUGGUAUCGGUUUCGGCCGAAAUCAUAAAAUCACUUUCGGUCGGUUUCUAGCGUCUUUAAUUUUUUUUUAGUGUGUGUGUGUGGGGGGGGGGUGUGUCCUUUUGAAUGUGAACUUUCUACUUUUCCUAAAAACUCUAAACCACGGCCUGGAUUAGACGCUAUUCACGUCUGGACAAAAGAAAUGAAAAUAAAUGAGGAUAAAAUGUUUUCACCCACACUCCCCACCCCCCUCCCCUCAUCCACCCCACCCCCAAAACAAACGCAUGUGUUCCCCUGGCGUCUUUCCCGCUCGAGUUUGAGAACGUGGGUGUGUUGUAGUAAUGGUAAUAGGGUAUCAUUCACCAGCCAGAGUUACUUCUAGCUGCACUGGGCGUGUUGUCGGUUCACUUCAUGGCGUAUGGCGUCAAACCCAAUUUGGACACCUAAAUGUACACUAAGUGUUCAGCACCAACAGGUAGGCUUCUUAUCUGCGACCCGUAACGAAAGACACAAGUCAUGUCUGUUAUUGUAGUCAAUUGUACUCAUUUCGAUAUUGUUGUUUUCGAUAUGUUGUUUGUUGUUUUUUUCCUUGAACCCCUGUUAAUAUUCUAGUGGGCCUAGUCACAAAUAACGUAACGAUUUUUAAAUGCUAAAAACCAUGGGUGUAUAAGUAUAAGUGAUAUAAACUAGGUAAUGGUACGGUGCUAACUAUAACUGAUCUAGUCAUAUAAUCUCGGUAAUAGUAUGGUUCUAGCUAUAACUGAUCUAGUCAUAUAUAAUCUAGGUGAUGAUACGGUGCCAGCUAUAACUGAUCUAGUCAUAUAUAAUCUAGGUGAUGAUACGGUGCCAGCUAUAACUGAUCUAAUCAUAUAUAAUCUAGGUGAUGGUACGGUGCCAGCUAUAACUGAUCUAGUCAUAUAUAAUCUAGGUGAUGGUGCGGUGCCAGCUAUAACUGAUCUAGUCAUAUAUAAUCUAGGUGAUGGUACGGUGCUAGCUGUAACUGAUCGAGUCGUACACAUAUUAUUUGAGGUGGCUUUGCAAUUAACUAGUUUCGUUAAAACUAAAACCUCAUUUAUGCACAUAUAAGUUUUUCAGUUACACUUACUGUGCACUUUAAUUCAAAAGGACAGUGUCAGACGUUGCGCGGAGUUGCGCCUAUUGCAAAAACAAACAAAAAACAGCGAAAAAAUAUUUUGUGACGAGACUAUCCAUACAAAAAUGAUAGUUGCGUAAUUGUUUCGAAUAAUUACCCACAACAUUUCAUAAUUUGCGUCGGACACACGUGGCAUAACCCUGGUAACCCUGGUAACUGUUUUUUUUUUUUUUUCUUCCUAAAUGUAAGAAUUAAUUUGACCAAGUCAAAAACAAGCUUCCAUUAUUAUUUUAACAGGGGAUAUGUCUCGUUUUAUGUAUUUCUAGCCAACACAAGGUGAUGACUGUUGUAGUGGGGUAGCUAGAAAGGCUGUGAUGUGAUUACAACCAAUGACAAGCCCCUAAAAGGCUGAAGUUGAAUCUUUGAUAAAUCUCACGAAGGGACACGAAACCCAGAAUAAGAUGAGAGGGGCACUCUGUCCUAAAAUGAGGAAUGCUCUGUCCUAAAAUGAUGAAUGCUCUGUCCUAAAAUGAUGAAUGCUCUGUCCUAAAAUGAGGAAUGCUCUGUCCUAAAAUGAUGAAUGCUCUGUCCUAAAAUGAUGAAUGCUCUGUCCUAAAAUGAGGAAUGCUCUGUCCUAAAAUGAUGAAUGCUCUGUCCUAAAAUGAUGAAUGCUCUGUCCUAAAAUGAUGAAUGCUCUGUCCUAAAAUGAUGAAUGCUCUGUCCUAAAAUGAGGAAUGCUCUGUCCUAAAAUGAUGAAUGCUCUGUCCUAAAAUGAUGAAUGCUCUGUCCUAAAAUGAUGAAUGCUCUGUCCUAAAAUGAGGAAUGCUCUGUCCUAAAAUGAUGAAUGCUCUGUCCUAAAAUGAGGAAUGCUCUUUCCUAAAAUGAGGAAUGCUCUGUCCUAAAAUGAUGAAUGCUCUGUCCUAAAAUGAUGAAUGCUCUGUCCUAAAAUGAAGAAUGCUCUGUCCUAAAAUGAUGAAUGCUCUGUCCUAAAAUGAUGAAUGCUCUGUCCUAAAAUGAUGAAUGCUCUGUCCUAAAAUGAUGAAUGCUCUGUCCUAAAAUGAUGAAUGCUCUGUCCUAAAAUGAUGAAUGCUCUGUCCUAAAAUGAUGAAUGCUCUGUCCUAAAAUGAGGAAUGCUCUGUCCUAAAAUGAUGAAUGCUCUGUCCUAAAAUGAGGAAUGCUCUGUCCUAAAAUGAUGAAUGCUCUGUCCUAAAAUGAUGAAUGCUCUGUCCUAAAAUGAGGAAUGCUCUGUCCUAAAAUGAUGAAUGCUCUGUCUAAAAUGAGGAAUGCUCUGUCCUAAAAUGAUGAAUGCUCUGUCUAAAAUGAGGAAUGCUCUGUCCUAAAAUGAUGAAUGCUCUGUCUAAAAUGAGGAAUGCUCUGUCCUAAAAUGAUGAAUGCUCUGUCUAAAAUGAGGAAUGCUCUGUCCUAAAAUGAUGAAUGCUCUGUCUAAAAUGAGGAAUGCUCUGUCCUAAAAUGAUGAAUGCUCUGUCUAAAAUGAGGAAUGCUCUGUCCUAAAAUGAUGAAUGCUCUGUCUAAAAUGAGGAAUGCUCUGUCCUAAAAUGAUGAAUGCUCUGUCUAAAAUGAGGAAUGCUCUGUCCUAAAAUGAUGAAUGCUCUGUCUAAAAUGAGGAAUGCUCUGUCCUAAAAUGAUGAAUGCUCUGUCUAAAAUGAGGAAUGCUCUGUCCUAAAAUGAUGAAUGCUCUGUCUAAAAUGAGGAAUGCUCUGUCCUAAAAUGAUGAAUGCUCUGUCUAAAAUGAGGAAUGCUCUGUCCUAAAAUGAUGAAUGCUCUGUCUAAAAUGAGGAAUGCUCUGUCCUAAAAUGAUGAAUGCUCUGUCUAAAAUGAGGAAUGCUCUGUCCUAAAAUGAUGAAUGCUCUGUCUAAAAUGAGGAAUGCUCUGUCCUAAAAUGAUGAAUGCUCUGUCUAAAAUGAGGAAUGCUCUGUCCUAAAAUGAUGAAUGCUCUGUCUAAAAUGAGGAAUGCUCUGUCCUAAAAUGAUGAAUGCUCUGUCUAAAAUGAGGAAUGCUCUGUCCUAAAAUGAUGAAUGCUCUGUCUAAAAUGAGGAAUGCUCUGUCCUAAAAUGAUGAAUGCUCUGUCUAAAAUGAGGAAUGCUCUGUCUAAAAUGAGGAAUGCUCUGUAUAAAAUGAAGAAUGAUCUGUUUAAAAUGAGGAAUGCUCUGUCUAAAAUGAGGAAUGCUCUGUCUAAAAUGAAGAAUGCUCUGUCUAAAAUGAGGAAUGCUCUGUCCUAAAAUGAUGAAUGCUCUGUCUAAAAUGAAGAAUGCUCUGUCUAAAAUGAGGAAUGUUCUGUCUAAAAUGAGGAAUGCUCUGUCUAAAAUGAGGAAUGCUCUGUAUAAAAUGAAGAAUGCUCUGUUUAAAAUGAGGAAUGCUCUGUCUAAAAUGAGGAAUGCUCUGUCUAAAAUGAAGAAUGCUCUGUCUAAAAUGAGGAAUGCUCUGUCCUAAAAUGAGAAAUGCUCUGUCUAAAAUGAGGAAUGCUCUGUCCUAAAAUGAGAAAUGCUCUGUCUAAAAUGAGGAAUGCUCGGUCCUAAAUGAGGAAUGCUUAUCUGAAAUGAGGGCUGCUUUUUCAGAAAUGAAAUGUGGAAUGUUCUUCCUGAAAUAGAGGCAAUUAUAAAUGAGUUCUCUCUGUCUGAAAGUAAAGGAGUCUCGUAGAGGCAAUUAUAAAUGAGUUCUCUCUGUCUGAAAGUAAAGGAGUCUCGUAGAGGCAAUUAUAAAUGAGCUCUCUCUGUCUGAAAGUAAAGGAGUCUCGGAUAUGUAAAGGAACCAAAGUUUUCAUUUGACAUUUUUUACUCUGCCACCUUUGAAUGCAGUGGGGCAUAAUGCAGUAAAGGGGCGUGUCUCCUACAAAUGUCAAGCGACGGCUCUGCCUAUCAUAACUACAUUUUGUAAACAAAUUUUUGUUUCUUAUCUCUGCAGUUUUUUUUUUCCUCUGUUUUGUUAAAAUGACUCUUGCUGACAAACUGUUCGGUGUUGCGAUGAAUACGCCAUUACGGAUGGUACUACCGCCUGAAUGGUUGAUCAUCCUUACUCCGCGUUUAUUGCGUCACCAUAGUAACGGCACAACACCCGCAGGCUUGCUGGGAGAGGCGCCCCGUGGAAACUUGUGAGGAAACACUCAUUUAAUCUCAGGUCUGAUCGGGGGUGACGCGUCGACACGUCUGCCUUGGUGGAUGAGGGUCAGCUCUAGUGGAGGCCAGAGACAAAUCAGCAGCCUGGUCCAAGAACGGGGUUCGGAGAGACUUUCUCUUUCAGGGUGUUUCAUCCAAUCAGGGUUUUUAGGAAUAAAAGGAGAUAGAAACUUGCGCUACUCUACCGCACAAACAUGUGGAUAUGAACCUUAUGCCUAGAUCGGGGGAAAAAACUGAUCGCCACUUUAACAAUCGGACCCUCAUCUGUGACGUGGCUUAAAGUAUUCAAUGGAGGAGCGUCACGCUUGCACUAAAGGGAGACGUCAUUUAAUUUCCCAUGCAAUAGUUCACCUGCCGGUCAGCACCCGGGGAAACUGCCUAUUAUUAGGCAUACUACAAUUCUUUUUGUAAACUUAUGUAUAAUAAUAAAAAUUAAAAUAUAACUAGAAAUAAUCCGACGUUUUUAAGAAAGUUAUUUUCAACUUUUCGUUUUCCGAAAAAAGACGUCGAUUUAAAAUACUAGUAUCAGUGGCGUACCUCCCUCGACUAAAUGCCGCCGGAAGGGCGGGGGGCGAACUUUCAAAAGAUCUCCACCUAUUUUUUAACACACACACACACAACAUUUAUAUGUUUAUAGAUCAGUCCAAAAAUUGCCGCCCGAUAUCGUAAGCUGCUGUCUCACAGACGCCUCGCAGCAGUUUUGAGCAGCCGCGCAGCAAAUUUCCAUGUACGUUUGUAUUUGUGGGCUGCAGAAUUUUGCACACAAAAAAAUUGAUGCUGUAAAACUUAGCACACAACUGUAUGAUUUUGCACACGAACCAACAAACCUUAGAGGAAACAUUGAUGGUGGCCCAUUCGCAACCCUCCUAGGUUCGCCACUGAGUACCAAUCUGUGAGAAGCUUUAGCUGUCCAUCUCACCUUAUCGGCUAAGUUGCUUUUGCACGUAGUUUUUCGAAUAGUUUAGUUACAAACACCGGAAGAUUGCUUUAAAUUUGACUCUGGUUCUCUCCUUUUCUUUUCUCCCCCCAACCGACACUUUUUAUUUUAGUGGUCUUCAUCAUCUAAAAAAAACAAAAAAAAAUUCUAAAUAAAUGUUUGGAACUCUACCUGUGACCAUUUUAAUUCUCGCUUGAUUUAAACUUACUUACACAUAAUAAAUCGCACAUGCACCGCGAACCUACCAUCUGAAAUAUUUAAUGCCAUGUUGGAACUUGGAGUGUGUAUAUUUUGAAUCAAUGUCUAAGUGAAAUGGAACAAAAAGCUAACCAUUGUAUGGUGUUGUUUUUUUUCAGUGUGUCAGAUAUAUAGUUUUAAAGAGUUGAAAAUGAAAACCACCUUCUACAAUUCUACAACAGUACAUACUAUAGUACAAUACUAUGGGUGUAUGUUUAAAGUGGACUUGACGAUAGAUUCCAUCUACUGACUACAAUACUAAACUCUACUAAUGAUUUUAAUUCAAGUUCUUGAGAUCUUUAAAUAAUUUUCUCCGUUGACAAAUUCUCCAAAAUGAGGAAAAAUGAAAACAAUAUCAACUUUAGUUACGUGUCUUACAAUAGACUGUCAUCUUUUGUUCUAUGAACUACAAUAGCAUCUUUUGUUCUAUGAACUAAAAUAGCAUCGUUUGUUCUAUGAACUACAAUAGCAUCGUUUGUUCUAUGAACUACAAUGGUAUGGUUAGCGGCGAUAAGGCCACAGUCUUGUGAGCCAGUUAUUGAUUUGCGUCCAGCUUUGGGUCGAUAUUUGAUCAAAUAACUGUUAAUGACUCUCUUUACUACCAACGUGCGCUCCUCAACACUCUAUGAAGAAUGUUCACGUAACAGUGGUGAUUAUUUUACUAGUAGAAUUCCACUGGCGUUAAUUUUAUGUUCAGUUGUAGAUAAAUCAAAUGUGUGUGUGUUUUUGUGUGUACAAAUAAUUCGUUUGACCCCAUUCAACAGGAUCUUUGUUGUGUACCUUAGAUGUUUGUGUGUGUACAAAUAAUUCGUUUGACCCCAUUCAACAGGAUCUUUGUUGUGUACCUUAGAUGUUUGUGUGUGUACAAAUAAUUCGUUUGACCCCAUUCAACAGGAUCUUUGUUGUGUACCUUAGAUGUUUGUGUGUGUACAAAUAAUUCGUUUGACCCCAUUCAACAGGAUCUUUGUUGUGUACCUUAGAUGUUUGUGUGUGUACAAAUAAUUCGUUUGACCCCAUUCAACAGGAUCUUUGUUGUGUACCUUAGAUGUUUGUGUGUGUACAAAUAAUUCGUUUGACCCCAUUCAACAGGAUCUUUGUUGUGUACCUUAGAUUUUGUUUCUGCCUUCCUCUUUUUGCAACAUGUUUGCAAUGUGCCGUGUAAAUCUAAUGGAUGAUGCAGACGGUCUAACUCCGUAACAACUGUUGCUGUUUACAUCAUAGCAUCUGUCGGAUGAUUGGUAUCAUCCCAGACCGCGUCAUUGACACGUGAGUUAGACUUUAUCCCAGUCGCGAGGACUCCAUAUCUGAACACCACUCUAAAUGUGGCACUUUCUAUAACUAAAUAGUGGAUAACAUUUACGUGGGGAUUUUGAACACUUUGUAAAACUAUUAAUAUAUGGCGUCACGAAUUGUUUACUAUAUUGAAGAAAAUAAUAUAUUUUCGUCUACAGAGUUCCAAGGAGAUAUCUAAAGAUCUGCAUUUCCAAUUAUACAUUUGCUGAAUCGGUGUCCCGCUAUCUCGAUACCAGCUGUGAAAUAACUGGCGUGGAAUAGUGCAGAAGUGUGAUUGGGUUAGCGGUGUGAUUGGGUCAUUGACCAAGCGGAGCAAUCUAUGUCACCCAGCGGAUCGUAAACAACAAACCCUCAGCUUGGACUGAAAUAACGUCGCGUGAACUCUAGCUUUGCCAAUUGACCAGAUUUCCUUUCAAUGGAUCCAAUUUUUUAGCAAUACAUGUGUGCACGUCACGUGCUGGACAAACAACAACAACAACAACAACAACCAUGAGACCAAACAAGUUUGACGCCCUCGGUAAGUUGUUUAGUUAUAAAACAAGUUGUUUUAAUUAACAUUGGUUAAACUCAAAAUGUGGAAUCAAGUGAGGGCAGGGUUUCUUUCGGCUAUAUCUCCGGAGGGGGGGGGCGGCACCGCCCCCCCCACUCUGGAGAAAGCCAAGUGCUCCCCCCCCCGAGCAAAAAUAUGUCCAACAAUAAAUGGGGGGGGGGGGCCCCCCCCCCCCCCCUCUGGGGAAAACCAAAGGCCCCCCCCCCCCAAGAAAAAAAUGUCCAAAAAAAAAAAAACUGGCCCCGCCCCCCCCCCCAUAAAAAUAAAUUUUGAAAUGCCCCCCCCCCCCGGGGGGAAAUUUCUGAACUAAUCACUGAGGGAGAGGGUAUCUAAGCACGUGCUCUAAUUCGCUUUUUGGCCAAACAUUUGGCGUCUGCCAUUUUGAACUUUUCUGAAAUGUUUACCGGGUAAUUAUUUUUAGUUGUGUUUGUGUCAAGACGAGAUUUAUUCAUGUUGAUUUUUUUAAAUGUGUGUUUUGCAACAACUUCAACCCUUGUGAUGUUGUCAGAUGUAGAUAUUGGCUACGCGAUGAGCGGGUCAAGGAUGGGAGAUCAAAGUCUUACAGCCAGUAACUGGACCAUCGGGCCCAGCAGCACAAUCUUCACCAGUCGCUCGGCUGACCAGGAAUUGGGGAAACCCAAAAGGUUUAUCACCAAUUAUAACAAGGUAGGUGCAUUGGAAAAUAAAUCCAUUUGAAUUUAGAUGGCCUUAGGUCAAGAACAUGUAUUUUCCUUGAAUCAUGGUUAAUUCCAACACAGACUAUGUGUCUGAAUGAAGUGAAAGCCUGUAGCCAGGGUCCUCCCAGUAAAACCUAGACCCUUAACUCUUAACCGUCAUUAGAAUGCACAAUGCACUUGUGUGUUGAAUUUAUAAACAGAGCAGGAGGGACAAGAGGACUAUGUGAUGUUUAAAACUCAGCUCUACGAAAUGAGCUGUUGAAGAGAACAGUGCGGACUUAUUUACUUUUAUAAGCUGAAAUACCCGAGUUCAAUCACGAGAAACCCGUGUAAGAAAAUAACGCUGAAGGUGUCAACAAAACGAGGAAACACUCAAAGUCGAUAUGAAUAGAGGGGCGUCUCGGAAAUGGGUUUUGCUUCCACAGCGGUAUAAUAGUCCCAAGCCACGGUAUAAUAGUCCCAAGCCACGGUAUAAUAGUCACAAGUCAUGGGCAUAAUAGUCUGAAGUCACAUAAAAACCCGGUUUACAGCGUGAUAUGCUAAUUUUCAAACGCCUUGGCGUUCACCAGAUUGAAUGACAGGGUCAACGUGCUACCUACUGCACUCUGGCUGUUACAGCAAGAACAAACUGCUCAGACGUAAAGGGGCAUCGUGCUAUUUACUGCACUUUGGCUGUUACAGCAAGAACAAACAACUGCUCAGACGUAAAGGGUCAGCGUGCUACCUACUGCACCUUGGCUUUUAAAGCAAGAACAAACAACUGCUCAGACCAAGGAAGACCAAUGCUGCCAAAAACAGGAUAUUAUAGCAGCAUCUUUAUCUAGAUACACUUUGUUCAGUCUGGAUGUCAGCAAAUGUUGUUUAGAUGCUAGAUCUAAAUCUGGAUAUUUUUAGAUGGUUUUAAUACAAAGGUGACCAACCCGAGGGCCGCAUGCAAAUAUCUCGGCCCAAGGAUGCACUGAUCUAUCACAAAUCAACUAAGGGGGGGGGGGAGAUAAGAUAAAAUGACGUCACAUUCGUCAAUUGUACUCUCUUGUGUUGUUUAGAAUCUCAUUGUGUGCUUUAAGAAAAGAUAAAAAUUUCUGUGGAUCAUGGUAUUUUAUUUAAUUCGAGAGCUCAUUAUGAAUAUCCCAUUCAUAAGUAAUACAAACAUUUACGGUUUUUUAAACAAAAAUUGUUGAAACUGUUAACUCUUCAAUAACGCCAGCCUAUUGAUAACAAACUAGUUCAAUUUCGCUAAUAGUUCAACAACACUUCACAUUUUUUUUAGCAAAUCAAAUAAUAUCAAAUUCAGUGAUUGUUUCAAAUGGGAAUUUUACCACGCAUAUUAGUAAACAAAAAAAAAAUCGUCUUAAUUCUUAAAAUUCAACCUUCCGUUGUGCGGUUGUGUGGUUGUGCGGUUGUGUGGUUGUGCGGUUGUGUGGUUGUGCGGUUGUGUGGUUGUGUGGUUGUGCGGUUGUGCGGUUGUGCGGUCCAUUAUGUAUCAUUUCUGACCUUGAAGUAUGGAUUUUAAUGCCAAGCACUACGAAAAUUUAAAAAAAAACACCUCCUGGUGUUGACUUGGUAAUUUUUUUUUUCUCCUUCUGUACUUUCAACCCAUUGCUAAAACUUACCCUCUCCCCCCCCACCCCACACACACACACACUCACCAACAAAAAAAUAAUAAUUAAUUAAUAAAUAAUCCGAAUAUUUGUUUUUUUUUCCUUUCAACUAUUCAUUUUGCUAAUUAGAGUAAUUCGAAAGCCGGCAAAAAAUCGGAAGACCAAGGCUGACAGAUUGAAGCAUACGGUUUUCUCCCUUUUUUUAAAGUUUAAAAAUAAAAAUAUGAUUUGGCCUCUAUUUAUUACUCUUUAUUUACAAAAAAAAACCCAACACUUAUUUCUUUAUUGUAACAGUUUCCAGACAAAAGCUCUACGUUGUUACGUCAAGGCUCCGGUCAGUUCCCCCGACCUGUCCCCGUCUUCAGUCGGUCAUUGCCUUCUCUUCUCACACCUGAUGCGGACACAGCGACAUCACCCAGGUUAGUGCUGUGACUUUGGCUUAACUUUUAGUCCCUUACUGCCGGUAUCACAGAUUGACUCACUAACCAUUGCACGGGUUUUAUAAGUCCUAAUAUCCAGUAUACUCAUAAGGUUACCGGAAAUAUUCUCUCUCUUUCUCUCUCUCCCUCCCUCUCUCCCGUUUCCUAUUACAGGUAAGAAAUAACUUCCCUCAUUCUGACACAAACGUUCAUGUAGUAAUCAUAUGUUAGUACGAAGGUGUCACCCCAUAUGACAAUACAUGGCCUUAACUUAGUACGAAGGUGUCACCCCAUAUGACAAUACAUGGCCUUAACUUAGUACGAAGGUGUCACCCCAUAUGACAAUACAUGGCCUUAACUUAGUACGAAGGUGUCACCCCAUAUGACAAUACAUAGCCUUAACUUAGUACGAAGGUGUCACCCCAUAUGACAAUACAUGGCCUUAACUUAGUACGAAGGUGUCACCCCAUAUGACAAUACAUGGCCUUAACUUAGUAUGAAGGUACCAUACCACAUGAGAAUGCAUGGCCUUAACUUAGUAUGAAGGUACCAUACCACAUGACAAUAUAUGGCCUUAACUUAGUAUGAAGGUACCAUACCACAUGACAAUACAUGGCCUUAACUUAGUAUGAAGGUGUCAUACCACAUGACAAUACAUGGCCUUAACUUAGUAUGAAGGUACCAUACCACAUGACAAUACAUGGCCUUAACUUAGUAUGAAGGUGUCAUACCACAUGACAAUACAUGGCCUUCUUAGUACGAAGAUGUCACCCCAUAUGGCCGUCUUAGUAUGAAGGUUUCAUACCCCAUGACAAUGCAUGGCCUUCUUUGUAUGGAGGUGUCAUACCACAUGACAAUGCAUGGCCUUCUUAGUAUGAAGGUGUCACCCCAUAUGGCCCUCUUUGCAUGAAGGUGUCAUACCACAUGACAAUGCAUGGGCUUCUUAGUAUGAAGGUUUCAUACCACAUGACAAUGCAUGGCCUUCUUAGUAUGAAGGUGUCAUACCACAUGACAAUGCAUGGCCAUCUAAGGUCCAAGGUGACAUCCCACAAGACGAUCCAUGUCCCUCUAGUUUUACCACACUUAAUGCACCAACAUAUUUCUCUCCAUCUUUGACCCCUGAUCUUUAAUGAACGAUGAAGUCCAUUAACGUUACACCCCCACCCCCAUCCAGCGGCCACCGACAUAAACAUAUGCAAAGAAAAUUAAUCUUGUAAUACCAUUUGUUAAAAUUGCUCCUAUCUUGAACGGUGUGAAACUCAACAUUGGCACCGUAAAGGUCUUUAUCUUUACAAGAGAAUUCAUCAUGGCCUCCUUAAAAUCGAUGGGAAGUGCAGUAAAAUCAAUGUUUAGCAUUUACUGAAAAAGCAGGACUCCAUUUUGAAAGUUUGAAUUUGUGUGUGCCCAGACCAAGUGGUUGACAUCGAGUAAACGUAACAGAGUAUUGAUUAUUGAUUAUCAAUAUCGAUGGAGAUAAAAAUGUUGGAAGUUUUCUGAGAAGUUGACUCAACUUUAGUCUAGACUUGAUAUUCUAAAUUGGGACAAGGAGAUGGGAUAUUGCCUAAGUUUGCCAGAUGGAAAAGGACAUUAUCAAUUUCUAAAGACUAAAGACAUUCAAUCAAUCUAAGCUCUUGUGAAGAUGGAGCCAGACCUCUCUUACGUUGUUAAAAUGGAAUCCAAAAGCAGCCAACAAAAACAAGAAGAGCAUAUUCCCACAUUCACCCACUCUGGGGCAAUGAGCACAGCACAAGAGAUGUAGUAGGACUGAUAGUUAACGACCCCUUGCUGCGGGAUCUUGAUCAUCAUGUCACACUUGAAGAAGUUAAUUCCGUGAUAGCCUUGGAAUAUAGGGCAGGCAAUGGUGGUUAAUGUUAGAAGACAAGACAAUAAAAUUGUCCCUAUUGUUGUUACACAGAAAGCUAGUCAUUGAUCUGAAGCAUGCCAUCAAAAGACAUUUUACUUUGAGGCAGAUGCGUACAGGGCAGAAGUACAUACAUUAGUUGGGACUAUAUCUGGAAGCGCUAUUGGUUGAAUUUCAAUGGCGAGAAGCUCACAGAUGAUAACAAGAAACUGAACAGUUAUGGAAUCCGGAACAGGGACAAUGUUGUUUUUGUGAAAAAAAACUACGUGAAAAAUGAGGAACUUAUGAUGUAAAACAGGAGCCAGAAUUAUCAAUAAAUUGAUCGUGGGCCCUUAGUAUAUAGAAGAAGAAGACAUUUCAUUUUCAAAAGGUCUGAAAAAGAGGACAUUUUAUUUUAUCCUUUUAUGAAAUGGGUUAGUCCGAUCAGUCUGUGCUCUGUAAAUAUGCAUUUUUUUUCCAUUUGGUGUCACCCCCCUGAGAUUGUGUCACCCGGUGCGAUCCACACCCCCUAGCUGCGCCACUGAUUCUUAAAAAUUGUGUUGCGUUAAUAUAAUAGUGCAAAUAAACUCGAUUUCUAAUUACCAUGACAAACAUUCAUUCAAAUUUAAACUAUAGAUUCUGGUCUAGAAUAUAGAAAAUGUAACUGCAAUGGCUUUCGGCGGAGUUUAUGAUAAAAAAUGUCUUUAAAUAUCAAUAUGUUUUGUUCACCUAUGCUAUCAAUAUAUUUUGUUCACCUAUGCUAUCAAUAUGUUUUGUUGACUAGGCUGCAGAGUGGCAUGAAACGAGUCUUCCUGAUUAGACAAAGGGACGGAACCCUGGGCUUGGGCAUCAAGGGAGGGAAGGAGUACAAAACACCAGUCAUUGUUACAGAACCAGGCACGCAAGGCGAAUCCCAGGUAACUAUAUAUAAUUUUAAACGUCAGCCAAAUAGCUGAUUGAUGUGAGCAGGCCACGAUCAAUUAAAUGAGAUUACCAAAAAGUGAUGUCGUAAAGCAAUCUCUGAUUUUCAAGCAGUUAAGUAACAACAAAAAUUGGAUAGAUUAAAAUGAAAAAUGAAGUUUAAUAUUAAUUAAUAUGUUGUCAAACUGAUAGCUAUAAAUUUAAGGUUUUUUGUUGUUGUUUCUAAAUUCUUAUUUCCUCCUUUAACUCUCUUGUUUUUCUGAUUUGGUACAGAUUUUAAAAUAUAAAAAAUUCCAUCUUAAUUUAUACAGUAGGCUAAUUUUAAUAUUUAUAAAUUGUUGUCAUAGGGUCUGUGCACUGGGGACAGGAUUCUUAAUGUCAAUGGGAUGGACUUCAGAGGCAUUUCCCACGCUGAGGCUGUCAUCAUCAUGCAGGCUGCCUGGAAUAUAAUCAUGAUCGUUGAGCACCCCAGGCUAAAUGGCUUUGAGCACCCCAGGCUGAACGGCUAUCAUUCUUCACAAAGUCAAGGUGCAUACAACUCACAUUAUUUAAUCUGUUUUGUUAAACAAAUAAUUCAAGUUCAUAGUGUCUGGGUUUGAACUCAAUUGAUUGCCAUAUUAUUAUUUUAUUUUUUUAAAUUAACUUUUUGAUAAAAAUCAGGGUUGCAACCUGUUCACUCAACAUCACAGGGAUCAAAAGUAGAAAGUGACAGAGAAUUGUUGUUUUUUCCCUUGCUGUAAGGGACAAUCAUUAAUUCUAGAUUUAUUAAAGAUCAUGCAGUUUUAUGAUGGUUGCUUUUAAAAUGACAAGUUGCUUUGGAAACAACUCUCUGAUGUCUGUUUAACAAAUAGUUAUGUUUAUGUAAAGGCCAUAUAAUUAUAACUGCCCAAACUAAUGUUAUUGUUGUGCCUUAUCUGCGGGCAAGUCUUAUAUAUUUACACUUACAACCCCAAACUAGGGAUGUGACCUAUCUACCGUUCACUGCAAAUAUCAAAAUUGACAAUCCUAAACAAAGGUUGCAGCUUAUCCACUGGCAUGAUCUGUAAUGUAGUAUAUACUGUAGUUGUGUGUUUGAUUUUGAGAACAGUAUCCCUUCGUAGUCACAAAUUGUUGAAGGCAAUCUGUAUCAUUUAGGGGUCAAAAAAAUAUACAGAAGACUAUAAAAUAUAGAAUAGAAUUUCAUUCUUUAAAAUCCCAAUCUAAUUCAUCAGCACAUAUCAUACAAAUGGUGGCUCUGGCUCUUAAACUCAAAAGGUAAAAAUGUUCCAAAAUUUGUUCAUUAAGUUUCAAUUAAAGGGCCCCAUUUAAGAACCAAAGGUUGGCAUAAAAACCAUCUGGGCUGGAUCAUGCAACAAUUUCCAUAGCAUUGCCCUCAAAGUAGACCGGCAUCACUGACAAAUAAAUUGUGUUGUGUUUCUAGCUUCUAGCUUAUGUAUUUUCACAGAAAUCUCUGACAACAGCCCAGCCUAUGAAGACCUUGACCUUUUGUUGUGUCCGUCCAAGGGGGGGAAACUUGGCUGUGCUGUUAACAGGUGAGGGAUCAGGGUCUCAGCAUGUGUGUGGGGAGCAGGGUCUCAGCAUGUGUGUGGGGAGCAGGGUCUCAGCAUGUGUGUGGGGAGCAGGGUCUCAGCAUGUGUGUGGGGAGCAGGGUCUCAGCAUGUGUGUGGGGAGCAGGGUCUCAGCAUGUGUGUUUACAGGUGAUGGAGCAGGGUGUCAGCAUGUGUGUGGGCAUUUGUGUGUGUUAACAGGUGAUGGAACAGGGUGUCCGCAUGUGUGUUCAUGUGCGCAAUGAUGCCUACACAAAAUAUAAUUGGCUUCUUAAAAUUGGUAACAAAAUGUAUUUAUCUUGCUUUAUAUAUUUCUUAUAAUUUGCAUUGGGGUAAGUCGACUUUGAAAACAAAUAAAAUUUGUUCAAACAGGUUAGGAUUUUACCAACUAAAAAAGUACUUCUCCAUUUCAAAUAUGAGAAUUUGUGUUUAUAAAUCUUGAUGAUAAAAUUAUUUUUUGUAUUUACUAUUUGAGUGUUCCAUUUUUUAGCUGUAUCAAAUCAAUAAAAUAACAUGUACAGUAAGUUUUCGCCAUCUUCUGUUAAUUCACUAUUAUCCUUGUACUUGUAUUUAUCUUAAUCUUCCUGUUCAGUUUACUAAAUCAACAAUAAUCUUUUUCAACCUCGCACUUUUACAUUAAAGGAAGUCAAGAGUUUUGAACUUAAUCCAAAAUUAAAACUUAUAAAAUAUUGGAGGCAUUCAUUGAAGUAUUUCUCUUGACAAGCUUGUACCGUACAUAAUGUUACGGGGCUUCACCUAAAAGUGUUAAAACAUCAAGCAUUAAUGAAAUUGUAGAAUUAGAUCACUUUGGUUUUAGUAAACUUUGGUAGUAAUUCCAGGAUUGUUCUUAAAUGCAGAGAUGCCAACGGCUGCUUUAUUGUGGACACAGUUGACGACAACUCCUCAGCAUUUAAAGCAGGCUUGUGCCCGGGGGAUCACAUCCUAGAGGUGAGUGGACGCCAGGCCAGCAGACUUUAUCUACUGAUGGUAUUCUGCUAUUUUAGUGAAAUAUUUUAGAGUCCUGCCAUGUUUCACUGGAGGGUGUCAUGUCAUAUAUGCUUAACCAAUGCCCUGCUUGAAAGUUGAAGGUAACACAAAUUGUAAAUACUAAAGAACCAGUAAGGGAAAUAUGCAUUACCAUGCCUUUUCAUUUUUCUAUCAAUGGAACACUGUUGAGAAGGAUGAAGAUUUUCACAUACUUUAAGUUAACUUUGCGUUUUUUCAUGGCUGGCUGGAAAAAUCUUUAGGACCGCUAGUUAAGCCACUCCCCUUCAAUGUAUCGAGCUGAAACUUGGACCAUGGAUUUGUCGAUGACAACACCUUCUACCAAUUUUUCAGUCCCAUCCCCAUAAAUAAUUUUUUCAUGUUUAUCAAGCGGAAGAAGGAGGAAAUACGGGCACCGAUUUCACAAAAUAAAUUUCCAGAUAACUGCACUAAAUGAAAUUAUUUUUUAAUAAUAGUUUUUUUUGUUUUUCUGAAAUAUUGGGUGAAAUAAAAAUGUGGUAUAAAAGCGGGUGGGUCAUUAGAACAUUUACAUUGGGGGGGGGGGGCACAAAUGGGUUAUUUUUACAAAUGUUUUCAGCCUUUUACAUUGGGGGGAGGGGGGGCACUAAUUGGUUAUUCUUACAAAUGUUUUCAGCCCUCCUCCUCAUACUGCUCGAUAUUACAUCUUAUAAAGGAUUUAUAUGAAAAACUUUCUUUUUAGGGAUUGCUUAAUUUAAUUAUUACUCUAUUUUAAAAUUAUUUUUUUUUUACAAAAUACAAGUGAAUGAUUGACUGGCACGUACUAUUUGAAAUGGAGGUGUUUUUUUUUUUGAAGCACAAUUGUUUCUCUUAGUACUUGCCUCACUGACACCAGUGCCACUAAAUAUUUGCUAUAUUCAAUCAACAAAACACCACAAAAAAAGGAAUUUCCAGUAGUAAGGGAAUGUAUGACUAUAUUUAAAACAUAAUCCUAUUUUAGUAUUAAAAUUAACUCUAUUGACGUUACCCAAAGCUGUUUAUGCUCUAGUUUGCGCACCUUCAUUUGAGUCAUAUUAAAAGGUGAUUUUGAAAAAGAUUUAUCACAUUACUCAUUCUAACGUACCACAAAGUUAUUAAUCAUUUAAUAAUUUGCUUUGAUCUUCAGAUUGAAGGCAUCCCUGUUUCAUUUCUAACAGACAAACAAGUUUAUACUCUCAUGAAUUCUAAGAGCCUUCAUUUUAAAAUCCGAAGGAUUUCUGGUAAUUUUUUGCUUAGCCAGUAUUCUUAGGUUCCUCUUGUAUAUAAACCUAAAACUCUUAAGACUUCAUAUUAUGCACAGCUACUAACUAUCAUACUUCAAUAUAUUAAGGGUCCAUGAUCAAUGUAUUGAUCAUUCUGUCUUUCAUUAAUCCUGGUGACACAAACUCCACUAAUGUAUAAAAUAACUCUUUUCCCCAUUUUCUUUUUACAGGAAAAACAUGAUUUACCUAACAUCAUGUUCAUAACAAAAGCAGAUUUCAAAAUGGUCAAUGGUUUUUGGAAACAUUCAUUACACAUGGAUGGGUGACUGCCAGGAAAUGAUAAAAGACCCAGUCAAAAUACAGAUAUAUUUUAUAAGACUCGAGACGAUCAUUGCUAUAGUUUUCAGAGGAAAUAUCAUGACCAAUUUAUGUUUUAAAAGGGACUUGAAAUCAGAUUGGAAAUCAACAAAGUCAAAUUACCUGGGCUGGUUUUGUAACUUUAAAAUGGAGAAAACAUACAAUUUCAAACUAAACCUCCUUACAUCAACUUGUAUGCAAAAUGAAGACUGGCCAAACAUUAAAAUAUGUUUAUUCCAUUAUUUUGUGCUGGAGCAGCCAUUAGAAGAUGCAUUUUUUGUGGAUAUUUAUGUAUAUAUAUUUAAUUUUAUGUCAAUAAAACUAAAACGAUACAUCCUUCAGUUAAAAAUUUGUUUUUUAAUUCAAGCUGCAGGACAACAUCAUACAAAAUAAUUUUUUG